GGGGAAACCGCUCCACUUUCAGUACUUGUAGUAAAACGCAAAGCUGUACUAGGCGCGUCUGGACGUACAUCUACAUAAUUUGCGACCGCUACAACAACAACUUCGAAGAAACUACCAACAUACAAAAAGUCUUCAAGAUGGCUGUGGCAGUAUCGUGUUGGCAACGGUUGCUGCUCAAUAUCGCUCUGGUGAGCGGAAUUUUCGCAUUUGGCGUUGGAAAAAUGGGGUUUGUCAAGGUGUUAAAGAAGCGAGGAUUCGUGAGCAAGGAUUAUGAAGGAAGGGCUGCUAAAAUAGUUAGUUAGCUAACUUAGCUUUGCCACCUCGGCGCGAAAAAGAGGUCUCUUUCAACUCUAAAUUGUUUUGUAAUAUUAAUCUGAGAGCCUACAAAAAUGCUAGCCUCGGUGGAGCAAUGAAUGAACGAACGAAUAGGCGGGCGAGGUGGUAGUGGUUGCUGAUGCUUUUAUCUAUUUUGUACUGCUAGCGUCCUGGCCUCGUCUGGCCUUGAUCUCUAUCAGAACUAGUCUCUACGGGUACUGCUACGGACAGGGCCAUCUUCAGGGACCCACACAUGACAUGACUAUCUACUCAAUUAGUAUAGGCCACUUCGUCUAAAGCCGAGCCGUCGACGAAGAUUUACUAGGAACGGCAGGCUUCGUUUCUGCCGCUUGCGUUUUGUUUGCUGUUUUGAGUAAGACGAUAGGAAGCGUCGAGACGUCAGAUGGAGCGUCGGGAGGAGGCUCACAGGGGAAAGGACAAGCUUUAUGCUCCACUGUUUGUUGGACACAUCAAUCAGUCAAUCAAUCAAUCGAGGAUGAGUCAAUCAAUCCAUCGAGGAUCAGUCAUGGAUAUGUAUGCUGUGGACGUGGAGGAGAAUGCUUUAUUUCGAUACUCUUUUUCCUCAGAGGAGCAUUGUUCUUGAUAUGAUCAGAAGCUCCCCGAAUUCUGUGCGUUACAGCGGAUCAGGUCUUUCAUCAAUUGAAAUUGUGAAGUAAUGUUCUUCCCUUGUAGUUCUAUUCAUUUGUAAUAGUUCUUCCCUCAUCAAUUGAAACUAUGAAUGUUCUUCUCCCCUUGUACUUCUAGAAGUACCAAUUAUACUUCUAAAAGAAACCGCUUCCUCGGCAGCUGCACCUUCUCCCACUGUAGCUGGUUCUGGAGGACCGAUAACUACAACGUCCAGUGGCGAUGAGAUUGAUCCAGCUACCCUCAAAGAACGCGUUGAAGCCUGUGUCCGCGGAACGUUGUUCUUCGAAGUCGUCUUGAAGCAGGAUCGGAGCUUUAUGCAGAAAUGCUGUCCAGAGAUUUUGUUCUUGAAAAGGAAUUUGGAGAUGACAGUUUAUCUGAUAAAGUCAUGGUGGUCUCAAGGAACCUUUGUUGUGAAUUUACGUGAAUAAGUGAAUAAGUACGCAAAUGCUCUCAAAUAUCAUGAUAGAUACUCUUUUAAUUCCCCAAGGGUCCUCUUUCAUACCAUCCACAUCCGCCACCAAACCCGGAGGUUGGGGAUUCGAAGUUGAGCGCGGAGAUCAUAUGGAAUGGGUCAUAACCAAAGUACAUCCAAACACGCCAGCAGCUCUCCAGCCUUCGAUAGCAUGUGAUGCGGAGGGGAAGAAAGGUAGCUUCCGAUUGGAAAGUGGGGAUAUGAUUCUAGCGCUGGACAGUUUUUGCGCCCCUGCGGAUCUAGCUAAAGUGAUGUCACGGAAAGGCGCAAAAACCCUGAAAAUCAGCAUUGUUCGGACCAUAUGGGAUCAGCAGAAGGUACUUACUACACUUAGUAGAUUAAUCUUAAUGCUUAUGCAUAACUUGGUACGGAGAUUUGUAGACCUCCCGCCCCCGCGCGAUGAAGUUUUCUUGACACAAGCACCCACGAACAUGAACGACUUAUAUAUUACUUUCACAAAACUUCAGGCAGCCGAACUACGAAAAUCCGUUCCGCGGUUGUCACUCGUUUCCCGGUUACCACGAGAAAAAGACCAGGAAAUAAAUAUAACGGUUCCUCCUCAUCAGGCGGCUAAACGAGUACCGGGAAAGUUAUGUCAAAGUUAAUACCGUACCCGAUUGUCGUUUAGGUUUAGCUGUCUGAUGCAUUAUUCCUGUCAUAUGAUUUAUGAAUUCAACAUCAUAGAACGUAGUCCCUCCGAGGCUACGUACAUUCGCCCGAGAAUGCAGGUAAAACUGCGGACGGCGGAUCAACUCCUAUCUUCCUAUCCUAUUGCAUUUCUUAUCCUACUCACUUGCAGCUACAGACGCAUCCAUCAUUCUUACUGUAACAACUGGGGUCUCACACAUCCUCUUCAUACCACAGCAACAACUGGGGUCUCACGGUCCAGAAAUGCGUUGCAUCGGAGGCAGGAAGACCCGCUCUCUACGUCCGCGCCAUUGACCAAGAGCGAUGUUUUUUGAGCCGGCUGCUCAAGGUAGGCGACUACAUCGAAGCCAUCAAUUUUCGCGGGAAGAUGGACAGUCAAGACCUGUCACUACGAUUGAACGCAGCCCUACGCGCAAUGGACGGUGGCGCUGUGCUCACAGUGAGGAGAGUUGGUAUUUUUCGACUACGACUUCUCUGGAGAUGCUGGUUGGAGGUGGUUUUGCUAACAUGGUCGAUUUGAAGAUAUUUUUUGAGUCGGAGAUUCAUUGCUUUUUACGCUUGUCUCCAGUAAAACUAUAAGAACUAGUACGGUCCUCUCAUCACGAACCACACUUCCCGCAGCGCCGUUCGACGUGAUUCCGACACCUGGCAAUGAUGGUACUGAAGUCCUGAAUGGAAACGUGUGUUGCGAUGUAGGCUUCCCUGUCGCAAUAGACCAAAAUGGCGUUGUCCAAGGCGGAGAUGAACGACAUAGCCUCAGUGCGGGGGAUAUCUUUCUUUAUGAACGUACGUACAUGCGCACAUACUAGAUCGAUAGAAAUAGAUUUAAAUCUAUUUGGUCUUAGUAAGAUUUCAAAUAGAUUUAGAUCUGUAUUAUUCCCCAGAAGUCUUGCUCGUCUAAUCGGCAACCGCCAGCGGAAUGAGCGGCUUUCUGCAUAUGGCGUUGGAGUUUGCGCAAGCCUCGCUGCGGUCGCAGGAAGAGGACCAGUUUGUAGCAUGUUCUAUUCAAACGGGCGUCUCAACACAGGAACUUUCUGCGGAACUGACGCGUCGAGGCCUACCUGCGGAAGCGUGUCUCACAUCACUGAUCAACACAAGCAAAGAGGUGAAAUCACAAGCACAACAACAACAACAAGGUCCUGUAGUCUCGCAGGUAGACCAGAGGAACAGUGUUGACCUGCAGGAGCAAGCGGGGAAAACAGCUGGGUCUGUGGGUGGCGGCAAAGUAGAAAUGGAUUUUCCCGAUGUGGAGCCGAUAUUAUGAAACAACUGCCUUUUUUUUUUUCACUCAAUUGAAAGAAUUAGGAUUUAGGUAAUAGGCUUUUGCGUAAAUAAAAACUCACUCUGAAAAUUUGACGAAAGGGAAUUAAUAUCUGUCUGUUCGCUUUUGCUUUCUUCUAACCUCCGCCUCAAUCGUGAAACGGCAGAGCGAACACAGUAAGCACGUAGAGAAAACGCUGGCUGAGGUGGAUAAGGGGAUACACUCUUUGCGGCGAAGCGUUUUGUCGAAGGAAGAUGAGGGCGUCCAGCGGAAGCAGGAGAUGAUACAGAAAUUGGAGCGUGUGUAUGCGAACCUGGAAAAACUCACCAGCUUCUACGAGGAGAACUCUUCCGCAUCGGAAUCUGCGGUUGCGGCGUGAGGCUUUUUUAUGCUGAUUUGACGACCAUCAUCGAAAAUAUCAGAAACAUCAUACGGAUUUUCAUCUGUUGUCUGUUGGAGAAAUCAUUGUUGUUCUAUCUACAUGGUUCUCAUGUGUCAUGGCACUCGGCGUAUGCAAAACUCACAUUCGUGGAUACUGUACCUGUAAGGUUAACGGUACCGAGCAACAUAAGAGACUCUCCCCAAGUGCCGUAGGGGAUGAUUGUUGAU
This is a messenger RNA of Amoebophrya sp. A25, 3953 nucleotides long. The record is from the annotation of a GenBank genome assembly. NCBI's taxonomy places the organism in Eukaryota, Dinophyceae, Syndiniales, Amoebophryaceae.